AGCUGCGUUUUGAAAAACGCUAAUUUGUUGUGGGAAAUGCGGAGUGGAGCUGUCGCCGGGAGAAACCGGGAUGUUUCGCGGCAGAGGCUCGUGGGUCGGAUUCUCAGCCCGAUUGAGACACUACAGGAUCAGACGUCUCUGCACUAAAGGAGAGAAUGGUGGGAACAAAAUCGAGAAGACGGAAUCUAGUGUUGCUCAGUACAGCGAGACUGAAUCAACUGUUUCUCGCUACGAUGAGACUUACAAGAAACUCGAUAACCUCGAUUUCGUGACUGCUGCGAAGAUCUUGUUCACUGAACCACCGAAGAAGAAUAAAUUUGGGCUUGACUGGCAUGUGGUGCAAUUCAUUAUCGUCUGCUUGCCGUCUGUAGCUGUGUAUCUGGUUGCUCAGUAUGCUCGCCAUAAAAUGAAGAUCAUGGAUGCAGAACUUGGGGAGAAGAAAAGGGAAGAAGACGAAAAGAAAGAGAAAGAAGAAGCUGAAAAGCAGGCGUUAGAAGAAGAAGCAGCGACCAAGUCUCAGGAAGAGCUGAUGGAGAUGAAAAAGAGACUGGGAAAAAUCGAAGAGACAAUAAAAGAGAUUGUUUUGGAAACAAAGAAAUCUUCAGGGAAUACUCAAACCAAAACCCAAGAUCAAUCUACUAAACUCCCACCAAAAGAAGAAAUGAAAGCGAGUAAAGAACAGAAGGGCGAUGUAGAGAAACCAGGCGAGAGACAAGCUAAUGAGGAUUCGCCUAGACCUCAUUGAGAUGAUUAGAAAGGAAACCUAGGUGGUAGAUUUAAGAAUCUGAUGCAUUGCUUUGAACUAAUGCAGUAGCCAAUAGUUGAUGCAAUUCUCUCAUUUUGCAUUCAUUUGUCGGACUCCUUUACAAUUAAAUACAGAUCACAGGGGGUUUAA
Eutrema salsugineum is the source of this 895-nucleotide messenger RNA. RefSeq names its product protein MNN4. Bases 71 to 745 code for a protein of 224 amino acids. The record is from RefSeq and is a predicted model, not a curated record. NCBI's taxonomy places the organism in Eukaryota, Viridiplantae, Streptophyta, Magnoliopsida, Brassicales, Brassicaceae. The transcript is spliced from 4 exons.